CUGAGCUCUGCGGUGCAGCAGGUUCCUGCAACCUCCCUGAAGCAUCGCCAGGGCCUGGGUGACCCCUGUCCAUGGUGAGGACCCCACAGGGACCUGCCGAUGGACCGGCUGAGGACGAAGGAGACCCAACGGGGAGGCUCUGAGAGGGAAAGACGUGCUCGGGUCACCCUCACCUGGAAGGGGCGUCUCAGGAAGACACCGGCUCUGUCAUGGGAAUGAGAGCCAGGCUCCUGGGGAGGGGCAGUUCCCCUUCCUGUGGGGCUGCUGACGUGACAGCCCCGUGACGGGGAGGACCAGCCUCCCAGUGGACACACCCUCGGGUCUCCGUCCUGAGGGCACCGUGGUCUCCUCCAUCUGCACCGCCUGGACCACAGGGACGAGACGCCAUGACUCCCAGCCUCACGGCCCUGCUCUGCCUCGGGCUGAGUGUGGGCCUGAGGACCCAGGUGCAGGCAGGCACCCUCCCCAAACCCACCAUCUGGGCUGAGCCAGGCUCUGUGAUCCCCUUGGGGAGCCCCGUGACCAUCUGGUGUCAGGGGACCCUGGGGGUCCGGGAGUUCUAUCUGAAUAAAGAGGGAAGCUCACCUUCCUGGGACAGACAGCCCUCACUGGAGCCCGGGGACAAGGGCAAGUUCUCCAUCCCACACAUGACACAGCCCUACGCAGGGAGAUAUCACUGUUACUACCUCAGACCCACUGGCUGGUCAGAGAGCAGUGACCCCCUGGAGCUGGUGAUGACAGGGGCCCACAGCAAACCCACCCUCUCAGCCCUGCCGAGCCCUGUGGUGACCACGGGAGGGAACGUGACCCUCCAGUGUGGCUCAUGGCUGCGACUGGACAGGUUCAUUCUGACUAAGGAAGGAGAACCCAAGUCCUCCUGGACCCUGGAUGCACAGCGAGGCCCCCAUGGGCAGACCCAGGCCCUGCUCCCCGUGGGUCACGUGACCCCCAGCCACAGGUGGACGUUCAGAUGCCACGGCUUUUACAGGGACACCCCCCAGGUGUGGUCGGCCCCCAGUGACCCCCUGGAGCUCCUGGUCUCAGGUGUGUCUGGGAAGCCCUCCCUCCUGACCCCACAGGGCCCCGUCGUGGCCUCUGGACAGAACCUGACCCUCCAGUGUCGCUCUGACGUCGGCUAUGACAGAUUCGCUCUGUCCCAGGAGGGGAGACAGGCCCUCCCCCAGAGCCCUGGCCGGCAGCCCCAGGCUGGGCUCUCUCAGGCCGCCUUCCCCCUGGGCCGGGUGACCAACACCCACGCGGGCCGGUACAGAUGCUACGGUGGACACAACCUCUCCUCCGAGUGGUCGGCCCCCAGUGACCCCCUGGACAUCCUGGUGGCAGGGUGGUUCCCUGACACGCCCUCCCUCUCGGUGCAGCCGGGCCCCCUGGUGGCCUCAGGAGAGACCGUGACCCUGCUGUGUCAGUCACGGAGCACAAGGGAAACUUUCCUUCUGUCCAAGGAGGGGGCAGCCCGGCCCCCAGUGCGUCUUAGAUCAAAGUACCGAGGUGGGCAUUUCCAGGCCGAAUUCUCCAUGAGUCCCGUGACCUCAGCCCACAAUGGGACCUACAGGUGCUACAGCUCACUCAGCAGUAACCCCUACCUGCUGUCACACGCCAGUGCCCCCCUGGAGCUCGCGGUCUCAGCAGCUGACACCAUCCACCCGCCACAAAUCAAGUCAGACGCCAUGACUGGGAUCUGCUCUGACCGUGUGAUCUCUCGUCCAGAAUCCCUACCCUCACACCCGCAAGACUACACAGUGGAGAACCUCAUCCGGAUGGGCAUGGCCGGCUCAGUCCUGCUGGGCCUCGGGAUUCUGCUCUUUCAGGCUCAACACGGCCACGGAGGAGCCCAAGAAGCAGCCAGGAGCUGAACACAAGAGGGGACCGUGCACCGUCCGAGUGGUGGAGCCCUGUCACGACCUUAUGUGCCCAGGAGGUUCUGGAAGAGAAUCUGCAGCACGUGUUGUGUGAACUGUCUGACCAGGGAGGGAGAGACAUGGUGUGGGUGCAGGAGAAGGCCCGGGAGUCCCUGUGGAGGACUGGGCCUCGGAUAACCAUGGUGCCUUCCCUCCCCACCAGCGAUGACUCUCCCUGACUGCCCCGUCACCUCUCACCCCUGUGACGUGAGGCACAU
Messenger RNA from Lagenorhynchus albirostris (white-beaked dolphin), 2134 nucleotides. Its product is annotated as leukocyte immunoglobulin-like receptor subfamily A member 6. The record is from RefSeq and is a predicted model, not a curated record. The coding region runs from base 387 to 1871 and encodes 494 amino acids. Lineage: Eukaryota; Metazoa; Chordata; Mammalia; Artiodactyla; Delphinidae. The transcript has 8 exons. Gene Ontology annotation, molecular function: inhibitory MHC class I receptor activity. Gene Ontology annotation, biological process: cytokine-mediated signaling pathway.